AUCCCGCUGACAUACGGUUCUAACUGGUUUGGAGGGUCUGGACCGGUCCGGUUUUGUUUCUCUGGACCUUUAAUCAUCAUUCAGCAUCAGUGGGGAGUUUUGGAGCAGGUCACUGAUUUACAGCUGAGACACAGCUGCAUGAAUAAAGCUUGUAAUGGAUGAAUGAAUGAACUGAUUCGUUUGUCUUCUGAGGAUAUGUUCGGAAUCUUUAGGUCAUCUGAUGAUGUCAUAGCCGUGUGUGUGUGUGUGUGUGUGUGUGUGUGUGUGUGUGUGUGUGUGUGUGUGUGUGUGUGUGUGUGUGUGUGUGUGUGUGUGUGUGUGUGUGUGUGUGUGUGUGUGUGUGUAGUGGGCGGAGGGCUUCACACACACCAAAGCUGCCGACUGAACGGACCGAAGCUGCAAGAUGGAAGUCAAAUCCCCCUCUGAGAACUCUAGGGGCGGGGCAAACAAGGACUGUGACCAAUCAAACAAUGGGAUGGUCCUGCAUCACAACACAGGCCAAGCUCCACCCCCUACCUCUGAUAGGCUGCAGGAGGCCAACAGCAGUGAGGAACUUUCAUUGAGUGAGUCCUCCACCGACGAAAGGGCUCACCUUCUGCCAGCCCUCCAGACAGAUUUGGACACUUCAUCAGAGCCACCUGAUACUCCUUGUUGUGUUCCUCCAACUUCCUCCUCCAUUUCUGCUCCUCCUGUAUCUCAGUCCUCCUUCUGUAACCAACAUCAUCAUCAGGACACCAAUCAGACGACUGUUUCUUCCAACAAGUGCCACACCUCCUUCAAUAUGGAUGCUGCUCACAUUAAGAAAGUGGCUGGAGAUGAUUGCUUUGUCCACUGCCUGCUGUCCUGCCUGUUCUGUGAGCUGCUGUCCAUCUGCUCAGCGGUGGGGGAUUGUCUGCUGUGCGGACUCGGUAGCGGCGGCUGCUGCGACGCUCUGAUUGGCUGCUGCGUGGACACAGUGGGAGAGGCGGCCUGCACAGAGGAGGUGUGUCAGGCCGUGUUGGACUGUGGAAUACCGGAAAACUGCUGUGGCUCGGCUGAAUGCUUGGAGAUCUGCCUGGAGUGCUGCUCCAUCAUCUUCCCAUCGUGAAACAGCCAACCAGAGAACUGCAAAGGGAGGUCACAGCUAACAAAAGCCGUGUUUCCAGUUGAGGAGUCAGAGAAAUUUCUGAGAUGGGGAAAAAUAUGCUGGCUCCGCCUCUCAGGCGUGGUGUCACCAUACAAAGUUGGCCCUUUCACGGCUUUAAGACGUCAGAAAAUGGCCGUGCAUGUGGAGGGAUUUCCAAUACAUGUUCAGAAUUGGGAGUUUAGAAAAGGUGAAUUUGCUGGUUGUUUGGGAAUGUCUGACAAAAUCAUUCCCCACUGAAUUGCAACUAAUCAGCAUCAGUUAACCAGCUGUCCCGGCCAUUGACUACUGGGACAUUUCUAAGUACUCGGUCGGGCCCUUAAACGGCCUGGUCAGAUGGAGACACGCCCACACCUUAACUCGUUCACUGCUAAAGUCGUCAUUUGCAUUUUUUUACUGUGUGGGCGUCGGACGAGCCCCCGCGCCGAGAGAACAAACAUCUCAGCUCUGAAGCCGAUCUUCAUCCACGUACGUCACACGUCACGUGACCAGGAAGCAGAACAUCCGUGUGUUAGGAGAUCGUUUUGGGCCGUUCCUGUAAAAAAAAAAGUGAGGAGUGAACCGGAAAAGCUUCUGCCGAUCACAAUUCAACAACGGAUUAUGAAAGAACGGAUAACGCUCGAAACACGCAGAUUCUUCCUGAUGUAAGAGGCGAGUCUCUGCUUUAUUUGCUUGCUUUGGCAUCGACAUCAUCCUAGCGCGCAAUGUUCUGUCAGUAAAAACGGUGAGAAACGCUGUCAGCGUAGGGCUUUAGCGAUAAGGAAACGUCUGGCAGCGAAUGAGUUAAAAAUACCUGGAAGUUCCGAUAGUGGAAACGGGCCAAAAGAUAUGGACCUCAAUGGUCUGGGUGGCUCUACUUCUGCAAGUUUGUUCUAGAAGUUAAAGGCUCAUAGGAAACAGUUACUACGAAUGUUGAAAGUGUUUUAGAUGUAGAAGCUCCUACAAACUUUAAAUCAGGUUACCGUGGAAACACGUCGUUGUCGUCUUCCUCCGCCGCUUAUCCGGGUCCGGGGUCGCGGGGGCAGCAUCCCAACUAGGGAGCUCCAGACCGUCCUCUCCCCGGCCACCUCCACCAGCUCCUCCGGCAGGACCCCAAGGUGUUCCUGGACCA
Messenger RNA from Nothobranchius furzeri (turquoise killifish), 2234 nucleotides. Its product is annotated as myoD family inhibitor. Lineage: Eukaryota; Metazoa; Chordata; Actinopteri; Cyprinodontiformes; Nothobranchiidae. The record is from RefSeq and is a predicted model, not a curated record.